Molecule: messenger RNA, 3927 nt
Organism: Fusarium oxysporum Fo47
Lineage: Eukaryota; Fungi; Ascomycota; Sordariomycetes; Hypocreales; Nectriaceae
Exons: 10
Coding region: 1-3927 (1308 amino acids)
Biological process (GO): proton export across plasma membrane; regulation of intracellular pH
Cellular component (GO): plasma membrane
Molecular function (GO): protein binding; P-type proton-exporting transporter activity; ATP hydrolysis activity
Source: RefSeq, a predicted model, not a curated record
AUGGCUGAAGAGAAGGCGGCCGGCGCUCCUGCGCUGGACACCAACAUCGAGACUGGCGGCUUCGAUGAGAAGCGAGGACAAGCUCCUCCCCCCACCCACGCCCCCAAGGCUCCCGUCGCCGAAGAUGAGGAGCCCGACGAGGACAUGGACGCCCUGAUUGAGGAUCUCGAGUCCGAGGAUGGCCACGCCUUCGACGAAGAAGAAGAGACUCAGCCUGGAGGUGGCCGUGUUGUUCCCGAAGAUCAGCUCCAAACCGACUCCCGAGUCGGUCUCACCGAAGCCGAAGUCAUCAACCGACGACGCAAAUGGGGCCUCAACCAGAUGAAAGAAGAGCGCGAGAACAUGAUCCUCAAGUUCCUCAUGUUCUUCGUAGGCCCAAUUCAGUUCGUAAUGGAAGCUGCUGCUGUUCUCGCUGCCGGUCUUGAGGACUGGAUAGACUUUGGCGUCAUUUGUGCGCUGCUCCUGCUCAACGCUUGUGUUGGUUUCAUCCAGGAGUUCCAAGCAGGUUCUAUCGUCGAAGAACUCAAGUUCGUCUACCUUCCAAGGCUUUUCUUCCAGAGGGCUGUUGUCCUCCGUGACGGUACUCUCAAGGAGGUCGAGGCCCCCGAGGUCGUUCCCGGUGAUAUUCUCCAGGUUGAAGAGGGAACCAUCAUCCCUGCUGAUGGUCGUUUCGUUACCGAGGGCUGCUUCGUUCAGGUCGAUCAGUCAGCCAUCACUGGCGAGUCUCUCGCUGUCGACAAGCACGCUGGUGACAACUGCUAUGCUUCCUCCGCUGUCAAGCGAGGUGAGGCUUUCGUUAUCGUUACUGCUACUGGUGACAACACCUUCGUCGGCCGAGCUGCUGCCCUUGUUUCCCAGUCCGCUGGAGGCACUGGUCACUUCACAGAGGUUCUCAACGGCAUUGGCACCAUCCUUCUCGUAUUAUCUAACGGCAUAGUGGACAUCCUACGUUUCACCCUGGCUAUAACCAUCGUCGGUGUCCCUGUCGGUCUUCCUGCUGUCGUCACUACUACCAUGGCUGUCGGAGCUGCCUACCUCGCCAAGAAGCAGGCCAUUGUCCAGAAGCUUUCCGCUAUUGAGUCUCUGGCCGGUGUUGAGAUUCUCUGCUCUGACAAGACUGGUACUCUGACCAAGAACAAGCUGUCUCUCGCUGAGCCUUUCUGCGUUGCUGGCGUCGAGCCUGAUGACCUGAUGCUUACUGCUUGUUUGGCCGCCUCCCGCAAGAAGAAGGGUAUUGACGCCAUUGACAAGGCUUUCCUUAAGGCUCUCAAGUACUACCCCCGUGCCAAGAGCGUUCUGUCCAAGUACAAGGUUCUCGACUUCCAUCCCUUUGAUCCCGUCUCCAAGAAGGUCCAGGCUGUUGUUGAGUCUCCUCAGGGCGAGCGUAUCAUCUGUGUCAAGGGCGCUCCUCUCUUUGUUCUCAAGACUGUCGAAGAGGACCACCCUAUCCCUGAGGAAGUCGAUGCCGCCUACAAGAACUGCGUGGCGGAAUUCGCUACCCGUGGUUUCCGAUCCCUUGGUGUUGCCCGCAAGCGAGGUGAGGGUGCUUGGGAGAUUCUCGGAAUCAUGCCUUGCUCUGACCCUCCCCGUCACGAUACUGCCCGCACUAUUAACGAAGCUAAGCGCCUUGGUCUCUCCAUCAAGAUGCUUACUGGUGAUGCCGUCGGUAUUGCUCGUGAGACUUCCCGUCAGCUCGGUCUCGGUACCAACGUUUACAACGCUGAGCGUCUUGGUCUCGGUGGUGGUGGUGACAUGCCUGGUUCUGAGGUUUACGAUUUCGUUGAGGCUGCCGAUGGUUUCGCUGAGGUUUUCCCCCAGCACAAGUACAACGUCGUCGAAAUUCUUCAGCAGCGUGGUUACCUUGUUGCCAUGACUGGUGAUGGUGUCAACGAUGCUCCCUCUCUGAAGAAGGCUGAUACCGGUAUCGCUGUUGAGGGUGCUUCCGACGCUGCCCGCUCCGCCUCCGACAUUGUUUUCCUUGCCCCCGGUCUUGGUGCUAUCAUUGAUGCUUUGAAGACUUCACGCCAAAUCUUCCAUCGCAUGUAUGCGUAUGUUGUGUACCGUAUUGCCCUGUCUCUGCACAUGGAGAUCUUCCUUGGUCUCUGGAUCGCCAUCCUCAACAGGAGCUUGAACAUUGAGCUUGUCGUUUUCAUUGCUAUCUUCGCUGAUAUUGCUACUCUUGCCAUUGCUUACGACAACGCUCCCUUCUCCCAGACCCCCGUCAAGUGGAACCUCCCCAAGCUCUGGGGUAUGUCCGUCCUUCUCGGCGUUGUCCUUGCUGUUGGUACCUGGAUUGCUCUCACUACCAUGUACGCCAACUCUGAGGAUGGUGGUAUCGUCCAGAAUUUUGGUAAGAUCGACGAGGUUCUCUUCCUUGAGAUUUCUCUCACUGAGAACUGGCUCAUCUUCAUCACCCGUGCCAACGGCCCCUUCUGGUCCUCUAUCCCCUCUUGGCAGCUGUCUGGUGCCAUUCUGAUCGUCGACAUCCUUGCCACCCUCUUCUGUAUCUUCGGUUGGUUCGUCGGUGGCCAGACCAGCAUCGUCGCUGUCGUCCGUAUCUGGAUUUUCUCCUUCGGUGUCUUCUGUGUCAUGGGUGGUCUCUACUACUUCAUGCAGGGCAGCACUGGAUUUGACAACCUGAUGCACGGCAAGUCCCCCAAGCAGAACCAGAAGCAGCGAUCCCUCGAGGAUUUCGAUAAUGAGAAAAAGAAGUAUUUCAAGAUCGAAAAAACGCAUACAGCGCCCUCGUCGGCUGCUUGGUCGUCGGAUGCCGUGAAAAGGCGCAAAGUCGAGCAUGAGGCACAAAAACUUGCUGAACGCCAAGCGCAUCAAGUAAAGAAACACAUAAAGCGCCAUUUCGUUGCCAGAGAUACAGUCUCCUCCGCACUCCUUACGAGGGAGAUCGGUCUUCCCUAUGUCGCCGAGAGCGGCCGUGGUAGAGUAGAGGAUGAAGACCUUGGUGCUGCAGCGUGGGCAAGAGGCUUAGUAGCCAAAGGCAACAUCCCUUUUGCACCAAGCUUUGCAAGAGAGCGACAUGCAAAUAUGCCGUGCUUUUAUGUUUCUGGGGAAGAUGAGAAGACCGGUCUUGGGGCUUCUUAUGCCACUUUGGAUGAGGAGACUUUGAAUCCGCUUCUCAAGAGAAGCACCCAGCUCUUCCGGCAGAACCCUUUCAUUCCGUACAGAAGCGCAAUUCUCUACCAGAGAGUCGCUGUCCCUCAUGAGGGACGUGGCGAAUGGAUGGUUCACAAUAGCACGCCCGCCCCUCCAUCUUCGGACCUUAUUUGUGUUGCUAGCUCCAACAGAGGCCUCCUCAAAAUGCACUCCGAGGGGAGCGUCUCGGUGGUUGCCCCAACAGCCGCCCAGAACGGUAUACAGCUCCCACAAGAAACAUUUGCACAAGAUUUCCAGGAGGGAAACCAUAACGUCGUGCUUACUGGUGGGAGGCAACCCAGGCUUUGGAUAACAGAUCUUCGCGCCCCUGAGCCACAAUGGUCAUUUGCGAAUCAUGCAAGCUCCAUCUCCCAUAUCAAGAGUGUAAACCCACACCAGGUGCUUGCAUCGGGAUUGAGGAGCUCAAUGGCCCUCUACGACGUACGCUAUCUUUCAAGUGAACCACGCGGGACAAAGCCACUAUUGUAUUUUCACGGGCAUCGCAACGAGGCCCACUUUCAUAUUGGUUGGGAUGUCAGUCCGGAGUUGAACGUCGUGGCCGCGGCACAAGAUAAUGGGACCGUGAAGCUCUUUUCACUAAGAUCAGGUCGUCAACUACGCUGUCCAGCUGUCGAGACUAUUCACGUCGAUACGCCUAUCAAGGCGCUGAUGUUCCAGAUGAUGCCUAGGGAAAGAAUGCCGAGUCUUUUUGUCGGGGAAGGGCCUUUACUAAGGAAGUUUUCUUUCGGAAUACGGGAAAGGGAUGAUGAGACCUGA